Molecule: messenger RNA, 1471 nt
Organism: Setaria italica (foxtail millet)
Lineage: Eukaryota; Viridiplantae; Streptophyta; Magnoliopsida; Poales; Poaceae
Product: ferredoxin--NADP reductase, leaf isozyme, chloroplastic
Exons: 8
Coding region: 145-1215 (356 amino acids)
Molecular function (GO): oxidoreductase activity
Source: RefSeq, a predicted model, not a curated record
CUUCGCUGUCUUCCACUCAUCGUCGUUUCACUGUCCGGAGCUCAUCUUCUUCUUCACGCCUCCUCCAGUUCGGAUUUCCCCGUCCUGCUCUUCCCUCCCUUCCCUUCUCCUCCCCGCGCAUUCAACAGCUGAUUUUCGCGAGCCAUGGCCGCCGUCACGGCCGUGGCCGUCUCCCUCUCCUCCUCGCCGGCCGCCAAGGCGCCGGCGUCCCCUGCCGCCGCCCACUUCCUCUCCUACCGCCCGAGGGCCGCGCGGGCCGUCAUCCGGGCGCAGACGUCUACCACCGACACCGCGGCCGUGGAGGCGGACGCCAAGCCCAAGAAGGUCUCCAAGAAGCAGGAGGAGGGCGUCGUCACCAACAAGUACAGGCCCAAGGAGCCCUACGUCGGCAAGUGCCUCCUCAACACCAAGAUCACCGGAGACGACGCACCGGGGGAGACAUGGCACAUGGUCUUCAGCACCGAAGGCGAGAUCCCCUACAGAGAGGGCCAGUCCAUCGGCGUCAUCGCCGACGGCGAAGACAAGAACGGCAAGCCGCACAAGCUCAGGCUCUACUCCAUUGCCAGCAGCGCUCUCGGCGACUUUGGCGACUCCAAGACGGUCUCGCUGUGUGUCAAGAGGCUUGUUUACACAAACGAGGCGGGAGAGGUUGUCAAAGGAGUCUGCUCAAACUUCUUGUGUGACCUGAAGCCUGGUGCUGACGUCCAGAUUACAGGGCCCGUUGGUAAAGAAAUGCUCAUGCCCAAAGACCCCAACGCUAAUAUUAUAAUGCUUGCGACCGGUACCGGUAUUGCUCCAUUCCGCUCAUUCCUGUGGAAGAUGUUCUUCGAGAAGCAUGACGACUACCAGUUCAACGGUCUUGCAUGGCUCUUCUUGGGAGUUCCAACGAGCAGUUCGCUGCUCUACCCGGAUGAGUUUGAGAAGAUGAAGACGAAAGCGCCGAAUAAUUUCCGCGUGGACUACGCUGUCAGCAGAGAGCAGACCAACGCUCAGGGAGAGAAGAUGUACAUCCAGACCCGGAUGGCGGAAUACAAGGAGGAGCUGUGGGAGCUUCUGAAGAAGGACAACACCUACGUCUACAUGUGUGGGUUGAAAGGCAUGGAGAAGGGUAUCGAUGAGAUCAUGGUGACACUGGCUGAGAAAGACGGAAUUGACUGGUUCGAGUACAAGAAGCAGCUGAAGAAGGGAGAGCAAUGGAACGUGGAAGUCUACUAACUGUGGAUAUUACGUCGAUCUCAACAUUUGUGUUGUGUGUAUCUGUGCAUACACCUGUAUGUGCGUAUGGUCAAGAUGUACUACGUAUAUAAUGUAGAUAGUGGGGUUUUUUUCGAUUUUACCAUGGCUGUUUCUUUUCAGUUUUAUAUAUAUGUACUUGCAUUAUAAUUCCCACUCAAUUUGUAUCCAAAGAGUAAUAUUCAUACAGUCCACAAGUAAAAAGAGCUGUGAAGUCACUCGCCGAAUUUGUAAUUAA